Molecule: messenger RNA, 1647 nt
Organism: Paramuricea clavata
Lineage: Eukaryota; Metazoa; Cnidaria; Anthozoa; Malacalcyonacea; Plexauridae
Source: the annotation of a GenBank genome assembly
AUGAAUGGGGAACCACACAAGCUUGCAUUGAAGUUGGAGGAUGAAGAGAUGUUUAAGGCAAAGCCAGGCCCACUACCUGCAUAUGCUGCGACACCACUGGGAAAGGCAUUUUUUAAGCUAAACGAGAAUGAGAAAGUAAGAGUCAAGAAAUUGAUUGAAAUAGCAUAUGUUGUUGCCAAAGAAGAGAUGCCAUUCACCAAAUUUGUUGCCAUUGCUAAGCUAGAGAAACGGCAUGGGGUUGAAUUGGGCCAAACAUACCUAAACGAUCAUGCAUGUGCAGAUUUUGUUGACACUAUAGCUGAAAUAUAUGAAGAGGAAUUAAACCAGGUUCGUGUGCUUUUGAUGUUUUGACAUUUAGAUUUAAUGGUUGUAAUUAAGUGAUAUUCCAGUCUCCAGAUCGGGUUAUUGUAUUUGCACCCCCCUGGUCCUUGUGGACUCCAAUUGGGAUAUGGUGAUUCUCUACUUUGAAAGUUUUAAGUCUAAAUAUUUUUAGUUGUACUGUUAUCUGUAUUUUUAGAUGUUGAAAAGAGUACAUUACUACUCAAUCCUUGUUGAUGGCAGCACAGAUGCUAGAAGCAAAGAAAAAGAGGUCAUCUACAUCCUCUAUGUGGAUCCUGACACUGGAAGGCAGAGGCUCCGUUUUCUCUCUCUUCAAAAGGUGGAACAUGCAACUGCCACAGAUGUACUAGCAUUGAUUAAAAAAGCCUUUGAACAUCAUGGAGUAGAUUCACUUAAGGAACACACUGUGGGUUUUGGUGCUGAUGGUGCAGCUGUCAAUCUUGGAGUGAGAGGAGGUGUUUCUGUACUCAUGAAGGAUGGUGAAGGAAUUGAUUGGCUAGUCACAGUACAUUGUGCUAGCCAUCGGCUUGAACUGAGCAUAGCAGAUGCUUUGAAAUCAACAGUGUUCUCAGAUAUCAAUGAAAUGCUUCAGAAUGUUUACUCCUUUUACAAAAGAAGUCCAAAGAAAAUGGUACAGUUGGAAGGAUUAGGAGAGGCCCUGGAGAUGGCAGUUUCGAUGCCUGUGAAGGCAAGUGGAACUCGUUGGCUAGAGCAUAAAAUCCGGGCAAUGAACUGGAUAAGCAAGAAUUAUGGUCUUCUUAUUGCCCCUCUUAACCAUCUUACAGAGGAUGAAUCGUUUACGAGUGCAGACAGGCAAAAAUUUAAGGGAAUGUAUACCAAAUACAGAAAUGCAAAGUACCCUUUGUUUGUUGAGUACUUCAUUGAAAUUCUUGUGCCAGCAGCAGAGUUGGGUCUUAUUUUCCGGCGUGAAAAAAUUGAUGUAGUAGAAGCAGUACGUGCAGUGAAGAAGUUUUUUCGCAUCAUGAACAAGCUAAGUGAGUCCAGUGAAGUUGUCUUUACUACUGGUCGUGUGAGUAAUUUCUUCAGUAAUCUGACCAACCAAGAGGAGCAAUUUAUUUACAAAGAUGUCAACUUGAGUCAUAUCGAACAGGCAAAAAACAGCCUUAAAUCAGCCAAUGAUGACAUCCUCUCUACUAUCAUUGAAUGUUUCAAAGGAAGAUUUGAUGAUAUUACCAAUACCGACAAUCUGUUCAAUGCUCUUGUGAAGAUUUUAGACACUGAAGUCUAUCCAGAACAAGGACUUGAUGAUGUUUAUGGUGAAGAUGAAGUGAAGUUGGUAAUCGACAG